UGCUGUCGGUAAGUGUAUAAUGGCAGUUUGUAUGGGGAGCGGGUCUCUGUAAAUCUUUGGCCAUCCGCCUGUUUAACUUCAUAUUGUAGCACAGAGACCCGGGCUUCUUUCACAUUUGACCGAACCGGUGCAAAGUCGCUGAAUUAGAAGAUGUACGCCUGUGCAAAGUUCGUCUCCACGCCGGCUCUGGUCCGUGCUGGUUCCCGGGCUCUUUACAGACCCCUGUCUGCUUCUGUGCUGUCCAGGCCUGAUGUCAACACAGAGACGAGCACCGCUGUGAUGCCACAAAGCCCUCUAACCCAGGUCACACUGAGAGGCUUCCAGACCAGUGCUGUGAGCAGGGACAUUGAUACAGCUGCCAAGUUCAUUGGAGCUGGUGCUGCCACUGUGGGAGUGGCUGGAUCUGGAGCUGGAAUUGGGACCGUAUUCGGCAGUCUCAUCAUUGGUUAUGCUAGAAACCCAUCUCUGAAACAGCAGCUGUUCUCAUACGCCAUUCUGGGAUUUGCCCUGUCUGAAGCCAUGGGACUGUUCUGUUUGAUGGUUGCUUUCCUUAUCCUGUUUGCUAUGUAAAACUGCUCUUAUACAUUUUCAUUACAGAUGUGACUACAUAUUUAAUUAUGGCUACCAAAAUUGCUUUGGGUAGGUGUCAAAGAAAUGCACAUUUCAAGACUUCCAGACACUGUCAAAAUAAGCAAAACAUGUAUUGUACAAAUGUAAGAAAUUACGUGAUUAAAAUACAUGUCUUUGACUAUUUAA
Messenger RNA from Thalassophryne amazonica, 756 nucleotides. It is a transcript of the gene atp5mc3a, whose product is annotated as ATP synthase membrane subunit c locus 3a. The record is from RefSeq and is a predicted model, not a curated record. Lineage: Eukaryota; Metazoa; Chordata; Actinopteri; Batrachoidiformes; Batrachoididae. The coding region runs from base 151 to 570 and encodes 139 amino acids. Gene Ontology annotation, molecular function: proton transmembrane transporter activity. Gene Ontology annotation, biological process: proton motive force-driven ATP synthesis; proton transmembrane transport. The transcript is spliced from 5 exons.